This is a messenger RNA of Etheostoma cragini (Arkansas darter), 3548 nucleotides long. RefSeq names its product WAS/WASL interacting protein family, member 1b (gene wipf1b). Gene Ontology annotation, molecular function: actin binding. The transcript has 10 exons. The record is from RefSeq and is a predicted model, not a curated record. The coding region runs from base 415 to 2040 and encodes 541 amino acids. NCBI's taxonomy places the organism in Eukaryota, Metazoa, Chordata, Actinopteri, Perciformes, Percidae.
AAACCGUUUUCCAUUGAGAUUUACAUUACUCAGGAUGUCUUCGUACAUCUGACUGUAACAUUAUUUCCUGACAUGGAGCCUUUUCCCAACCCCGUGUAUGCACGGCUCUGGAUGAGAUCAGUUUAGCUGGCCGGUCUGUCUGCCUGCCAGUCCUCUGCAGCACACUUCAGGAUUGGCUGCACAGAGCUCAUCAGCACCAACCGCAACAUAUUCACGAUCGAUGGAAGAAUAUUAGCCGUGCACGGCAUUUCCUACUUACAGAGCUGUAUGUGGUUGCUCUUCAAAUUUUGCAUUUUUAUGAGGAAUGAACUAAGGUGCUUCUUCUACUGUCUUCUGAACGUACUGCUCAUUCUUCUAUGGACACAGAUUGAGGUGCGGAAUCCAGUGCAAAUAGAGUAACGUGGAGAGAGGAAGAUGCCGGGCCCUCCUCCCCCACCACCCCCAGGGCCUCCACCUCCUCCCACCUUUGCUGUUGCCAACACAGAGAAGCCAAAUCUGAAACGUUCAGAGCAGCUUGGAAGGAACGCUCUGUUGUCUGACAUCUCUAAAGGCGCCAAAUUAAAAAAAGCUGUUACCAAUGACCGCAGUGGACCUUUACUGGACAAACCCAAAGGAGGAGGCGGUGGAGGCGGUGGAGGCGGCGGAGGCGGUGGAGGCGGCGGAGGCGGUGGAGGCGGCGGAGGCGGCGGAGGCGGUGGAGGCGGCGGAGGUGGUGGAGGCGGCGGUGGAGGAGGUGGAGGAGGAGGGGCUCCUGCUGGUUUAGGAGGCCUGUUCGCAGGAGGGAUGCCAAAACUGAGAUCUUCGGCAAACAGUGUUAAAAAUGACUCAGGACCAAGCAGAGGACCCGUGUUCCCACCAGGAGGCCGCUCUUCUGGGCCCACCCCCUUUGGUGGUGGUGGAGGCUCCGCCGGCCCCCCUAAACUCCCAGGGGCCCCUGCUGCUGUCCGUAGCAACGUCCCUGAUCUUCCGAAGGGCCGGCCAAGUUUCUCAUCCAGACAAGACAAUCCAGGAGGUCCCCCUCCUCCUGUACCCAGCACACCUCGACCAAACCAGGGCUUCCAGCCUCGUGGGGGCCCACCUCCACCGUCACUUCCUGGAGGACCCAGGCCCAGCCCAGCUUCCGGACCUCCCCCACCUAGUUUUUCACCGGGGAGACACGGACCUCUCCCUCCCCCACCAGUAGGCACCGCAACUGGGCCAAGACCAGGAUUCUCUGCACCUGCUCCUCCACCCCCAAACAGCAGCCGACCCUCCUUACCGCCCACUCCUGGAGGGAGGCCUCCACUUCCUGAUGACCGGCCGCCCCCACCACCAGCUCCUCUGGGGGGUCGUCGGCCAUCUAUGCCCCGCGACAUGCCACCUCUUCCUCCCUCUGUCAACUCCAAGCCUUCCUCCUCUGUCUCUUCCUCCCCUACCCCUCGUCCCUCAGUGGGUGGGGGUGCGCCUCCUCUCCCGCCAGGCCGACCGGGCCCCCCUCCUCUCCCGCCCUCCCCAGCUGGAGUGGAUGAUACCCCUCGUCUGCCCCAAAGGAACCUAUCACUCAACAGCCUUGGUCCAGCUCCACCACCUGGUCGGACAGGACCUCUCCCACCUCCACCAAACGAGAGACCGCCAUCUCUUGGAAGAAACCCAUCCUCCGCACGCACAGGGCCUCUUCCUCCCCCUCCUCCCUCAGGUCGAAGUGUGGGAGGGGGCAGUGUAAGGUCUUCACCAGCUCCUUCUCCUAUUGGUCGGCCAGGCCCUGAGCCCCCUCGUGGAGGACCCGGUGGUAGGCCUCCCCUCCCUCCAGACAGGCCAGGUAUUGGAGGGGCCCCUCCUCCUCCACCACCCAUGGGUAACGGCUUCCAAAACUCCCACCACAACCAGAUACAGGAUGAGUGGGAGAGUCGGUUCACUUUCCAUCCAGUGUCGGACCUUCCGCCACCUGAGCCCUAUGUGCCCUUCCAGAAGACCUACCCCAGCAAGAUUGGAAAGACUGACGGCAGAGGACCUGGUAAAAAGGAGAGAGGAGCUCCCCCUCUUCCUCCUAUACCCAGGUGAAGAAGAGGUGGCCCAACCCCUAACAUUACUUUUGCUGUUCCCCUACCUUCCUCCCUCUGUAUUUCUCUCGGUUGUGCUCUUUGUGCUUUUACCUGCGGCAUCUGUGGAGUGUAAAAUGUAAAAUGGACCUGAAGUAUGGUUGACCAAGUGAAAAUACAAACUCACAAAAUGGAGUUUACAUUAUGUGCCUAUGUAGCAGCAGAAUGGCCGCGUUGAAAGACCAAAGCCUGUUCAUACUCCAGCACACUCUGUUCAGAGAAAAAUGUGUUUUACAGCCAUGCUGUGGCUGUAAAAAAAUAAUAAUAAUAAACACUUUUUUGCUGGGCUUUGUUGACCUGAUUGCUGUGAGACAGAGUUCACUUAUGAACAACAAUAUUUCCAUGAACCUUGAUCCACAUUGACUUUAUUCCAUUAACUAACCUUUUCAUCCCUUGCUUAUAGUGGUUGAUACAUUCCCUAGAUUGCUUGCUAGAUAAUAUAUUUUACCAACCAGCUACACAUUUAGAAGAGAAUACACACUCUUACUUGACAAAUAAACCAGCAUGUAGCAUGUGUGACUUCCCCAGCCUGUUUACACAGCACAGACAGCGUUAGAUAAAGGUAAAUGAUCAUGUUAUUGCAAUAUUAUUGUCAACAUUGGAGUCCCAGGGUAACAGUGCAGGGCUACCAACCAGCUAGACUGUGUUGACAAGCUGUUUGUCUCCUUUUGCCUCAGUGUUUUCCUUGUGCCUUUUUUGUAUUCAGGAUUGUAUCUUCAGGCUGCUUAAAAGAGUUAAGGGAAUUAGCCUAUUGUGCCUUAAAUUAUGUAUGUAUGUCUGUUAAAAUGGAUUGGAUCACCUCUGCUGAUAAGUAAUGUAAAAACCGAAGCAAUGCAGCAACUUGAUUGCCACAAAAUUUAGAAUACUUAGAAUAGCAAAGUGUCUUAAUUAAAACAUCGACACAAAGAAAGACAUGGAACCAAACUAAAAAUGGCCACAACCUGUUGCCAUGGCGGCAUAAAACAUCAGGGGAAAUGCACGUGUUUAAUUUGCCAAAGCCACACAUGCCUUUAAAUUAUGUAUACUCACAUCUGUUUGUUUCUGUUGGAACCACUGAACGGUACUUUUCAUUUGACUGUUAAGUUUUAACAUGAGCAUGCACUUAAUGUUUUUGAUUGAGAUUUUUUUAAAGGACAUUGUGUGGUGUUACGGCAGCAUUGGUUUACAAUAUAAGUGAUUCUGAUAUUGCUCUUUUGUUAAAGCUGCAUUGACUAACUAUGAAGGGCUUGUAUGUAUCUGUAUCAAGUGGUAUUGAAGGACUGUAAUAUUUUAAGUUAUGUUUCAGAACUGUGCAGUAUUAAUUUUUAUUUUUUUGCUUCACCCAGCACUGCUCUGAAUGGUCUUCUGUAUGAGUGAUGUAUUAUUCAUGUGUUUGACCAUCAUGUGUUGGUUAAAGAAAUAUUUUCUUAAAGACAAUCAUAUGGAAGUAAACCUAUUCACAUCAAUAAAUAAAAUGCUUUACGUUUGUGC